GCAGCGUCCCUGGCCCAAACUGGCCCAGGGCAGCCGUGCCCGCGUCCACGUCCACGUGGGCAUCUGCUAUUUGCGGCAAGCAGUGCAGCAGUACACACAUCUCCGUGAUCUCGGCCUCCUUGGCUCCCCGGCCGUCGUGUACUCCGGGUGUACUACUCCUCCUUCGCCCGCUGGGGGUGUCGUACGAGAGUACUGCACACGCGCCCGCCGCCCGCAUAUAUACGCUACGGCGCCGGCCCAAACGCAAAACCCCCCCAAAAAGGUCCAAAACCACACAAGAAUCGGCGAAUCAGCAGAGCCAAGCGCCGAUGGACAUGGGAGGAGGGCAUCACGACAUGGGCGGCAUGGCCAUGGCCCCGCCGCCUGCUGCCGCUGCCGCUGCGGCGCACGGGGGCAACAAGCGGACGCACUACAUGCACAUGACCUUCUACUGGGGCAAGGACUCGGAGAUCCUCUUCGACGGCUGGCCCGGCGCGCGCGGCGGCAUGUACGCGCUCGCGCUCGUGGCCGUCUUCGCCCUGGCAGUGCUCGUCGAGUACCUCGGCUCCCGCGGCGGCCUGGGCCUGGCCAAGUCCCGCGGCCGGCGCGCCGCGGCGGCGGCCGUGCACGCGGCGCGCGUCGGGCUCGCCUACGUGCUCAUGCUCGCGCUCAUGUCGUUCAACGUCGGCGUGCUCCUCGUGGCCGUGGCCGGCCACGCCGCCGGGUUCCUGCUGUUUAGGGCCGGCGUGUGCGGCGGGCGGGCGCAGGUGGAGGAAGGGGACAAGGAAGACCUCCUGGCGCCGGCGGCGUGCUGCUAGGCCCGUCGUCGGUCUAGUCUUAUCCGUUGGGCUCGGAAAGUCGGUUGGUGCCAUCGAUCCUGUUAAUCUGGCGGGCCUCGGUGGGUUGGCUUCGCUGGCAAGGCCCACAUGUUGCAUGCAAAGUUUCUGGUUAGUAGUGCCCCAUUUGUUAGCCGCGAUCUGGGAAAAUUGAUGGUGUGCUGUAUGUAUCUCAUCGCCAUGUUUAUCUAUCUGCAUCUGCCAGAGUAAAUGUUAUUCACUACAUUCUUGAUUUACUUGCAUCGAUCGGUCUGGCUUUAAUUGUUAUUCCUGGAAAUUAUUUUCUCCA
Brachypodium distachyon (stiff brome) is the source of this 1104-nucleotide messenger RNA. RefSeq names its product copper transporter 3. The coding region runs from base 309 to 797 and encodes 162 amino acids. The record is from RefSeq and is a predicted model, not a curated record. Gene Ontology annotation, molecular function: copper ion transmembrane transporter activity. The transcript has a single exon. Gene Ontology annotation, cellular component: plasma membrane. NCBI's taxonomy places the organism in Eukaryota, Viridiplantae, Streptophyta, Magnoliopsida, Poales, Poaceae. Gene Ontology annotation, biological process: intracellular copper ion homeostasis; copper ion transmembrane transport.